Toxotes jaculatrix (banded archerfish) is the source of this 4016-nucleotide messenger RNA. RefSeq names its product v-akt murine thymoma viral oncogene homolog 2 (gene akt2). The coding region runs from base 547 to 1995 and encodes 482 amino acids. Gene Ontology annotation, biological process: protein phosphorylation. The transcript has 14 exons. Lineage: Eukaryota; Metazoa; Chordata; Actinopteri; Toxotidae. The record is from RefSeq and is a predicted model, not a curated record. Gene Ontology annotation, molecular function: protein serine/threonine kinase activity; ATP binding.
GCUGUACUGUCUGGCUGGGACGGAGGGCUUCCACGCUAAGCAGGCGACUAUCCACACUAAACCCACAAAAGGCGGCUUUUUAUUUAUUUAUUUUUUAUCUGCCCAGUAUUUGGAAAUUAUUUGUAAUCGUAUUCAACAUAACUAUCCAUCAAGUUGGAGCUCAGUGGACUUUAUCCAUUGGCUGGUUUGCAUACGCUUCAGUGAGCUACUGCAGCAGCAACAGACCAAGCACGCCGCCGCUGCUGCUGUUGUGAGAAGAAGAAAACAAGCCCAGCGAGCAGUCCGCUAAAGCUGUGUGAUCAUUGACAGAGUUCAAUACACACAAGCCUCAAGUGAUAACUUGUGGGAGCUUUGUGCAGCGCACCUCGGCGCCUCUUCACGCACCGACGACUGGGUGUAUUUUUUUGUCACUGAAGUCGGGGUGUUAUAUAUGUGUUUUUUUGUAUCUGAGGCACUGUCAGGCACUUGACCAGUAGGAACAGUUUGCACAAUUUCCACCAGCUUGUCUGCAGCCCCCUCCCAACCCAGACAGUCUUCUUCCCCAGCAUGAAUGAAGUCAGUGUUGUGAGAGAGGGAUGGCUCCAAAAGAGAGGUGAAUACAUUAAAACGUGGCGGCCUCGUUACUUCAUCUUAAAGAGCGAUGGCUCCUUCAUCGGCUACAAAGAGAAGCCUGAGGUGUCCAGUGACCACAGCCUCCCACCACUCAACAACUUCUCUGUUGCAGAAUGCCAGCUGAUGAAGACAGAACGCCCCAGGCCCAACACGUUUGUCAUUCGUUGCCUGCAGUGGACCUCGGUUAUUGAGCGCACCUUCCACGUAGACAGCAAUGAGGAGAGGGAGGAAUGGAUGCGAUCGAUCCAGGCGGUGGCAAAUAGCCUGAAGAGUCAGCAGCAGGACGAGGAGCCCAUGGAGAUCAAAUUUGGCUCCCCGAGUGACAGCAGCGGCACAGAGGAGAUGGAGAUUGCUGUGUCCAAAUCCCACACAAAAGUGACCAUGAGUGAUUUUGACUACCUGAAGCUGCUGGGCAAAGGGACAUUUGGUAAAGUGAUUCUGGUGAAGGAGAAGGCCACAGGGAUGUACUACGCCAUGAAAAUCCUCCGUAAAGAAGUCAUCAUUGCCAAAGAUGAGGUGGCACACACAGUAACAGAGAGCAGAGUUCUCCAAAACACACGGCACCCCUUUCUAACGACACUAAAGUAUGCAUUUCAAACUCAUGACCGGCUGUGCUUUGUGAUGGAGUAUGCAAAUGGAGGAGAACUCUUCUUUCACUUAUCACGAGACAGAGUGUUCACAGAAGACAGAGCGCGAUUCUAUGGUGCAGAAAUAGUGUCAGCACUGGAGUACCUACACUCACGCAAUGUAGUUUACAGGGAUUUAAAGCUGGAGAACCUCAUGUUAGACAAGGACGGCCACAUAAAGAUAACAGACUUUGGGUUAUGUAAAGAGGGGAUCACAGAUGGCGCAACCAUGAAAACCUUCUGUGGAACCCCGGAGUACCUGGCACCAGAGGUGCUGGAGGACAAUGACUACGGACGAGCGGUGGACUGGUGGGGACUGGGCGUGGUCAUGUAUGAGAUGAUGUGCGGUCGGUUGCCCUUCUACAACCAGGACCACGAGCGCCUCUUUGAGCUCAUCCUCAUGGAGGAAAUCCGCUUCCCCAAGAACCUGGCUCCUGAUGCCAAGGCCCUGCUGGCCGGCCUGCUCAAAAAGGAUCCUAAACAAAGGCUCGGAGGCGGACCAGAUGAUGCCAAAGAAGUGAUGAGCCAUAAGUUCUUCACCUCCAUCAACUGGCAGGAUGUGACUGAAAAAAAGCUUAUUCCACCCUUCAAGCCCCAGGUAACAUCAGAGACGGACACUCGUUACUUCGACGAUGAAUUCACAGCACAAACCAUUACAAUAACUCCUCCAGAUAAGUAUGACAGUUUAGAUGCAGAGGAUUCAGAUCAGCGUACGCACUUCCCUCAGUUCUCCUACUCUGCCAGCAUACGGGAAUGAUCACUCAGACUCUUGGACAAGCAGGCAGGCUAACACACAAUCACAAUCCCACACACACACACUCACACUGCUGGGGAAUCGGAACGACACGAGCAAAAACUGGCACAAGACACAUUUUCAUUUGGUCUUUAACGCACACACAGACACAGAAAAGACAAGGCAAAUCAGAAAAGACACGGAUCAUAGAGAAUGCAAUGAACACACAGGCUGUGAAUGACUGACCUCAGCAGGUUUGUGUGCAUAGACUGGCAGCUUUGUCUCUGUACGUCCUCUCAGGGUUGGCUUUAGACUUCCCUGCAGGACCUCCGCUGCACUACACUGGGCACCACAUCAAAGCCUUGACACUUUGAAAACCAGGUUAUGCCAGCAAGUACCACCUCUUUACCAGCUGUACCCACGCUACACACACACAUACACACACACACCAACACAAACCAACCAACCAACCCAUGCAUUGACUGCAUAUGUAUACACAAACGUACUUGAUAGAAUUUUAAAAAAUUAUAAUCAAAUUUAGAAAAGUGGAAAAGAUUUGGGGAAAAAGACAAAUUUUUAUUUCAUCAAUUGUUGCGGUUUUAAAUGUAAAGCCAUAUUUCUGCAUUCUUUUGUGUUUUUAUUUCUUUCAUUUUUUUUAACAAGUGCUCUUUCUGGAACUUGCUGUUACAAAUCAAGUGUGGGACUGUUCCUACAGUAGGGGGAAAUGGGGAAGACGGGGAGGGCGAGGCGGGUUGCCAUUUCUGUGUUUGCACUGCAUGUGUGUAUAUGAGCGGGUGUGUGUGUGUGUGUGGGUGUGUGUGGGCAUAUGAGUGUAGGAGAAUGUAUGAACAAGCAUUUUGAUUCUCAACCAUCCAUUUGUGUCUGUUUUUAUGCAUGUUUUUAAAAACUCAGAACUAUUGCUGGAAUAUCGACGGGAGGACACUACAUGGCACACUCAAUGGCCUUUUUUUUUUGUAAAGGGAACAAGCAUGUAAUUUAUGAUUGCUUUGACCAGCUUGGCGCUAAAUUGACUCAGUCAGGAUUAGAAACUGGGAUCUCGUGCAUGGCUAAUCUUUGCUUCCAGUGCUGCAUUAAUUUAACUCAAAGCGAUGCAGCAGUCAGGCUCUUUGGAGUCCACAUUGCUGUGUCCAGAUUGACUGAUCAACCAACUAGCUGCUGGUUGGAGGUGUAAGAGUAAGUUUUCAUUAAGGCCAGUUGUGCUGUGUGUUGAAGACAGGAAUAAGAGAAGGAAAGAGAUAAAUAGAGACUGUACACUUGACCACAGUUUUUCCCCCAACCGUCUAGAGAGACCAACGUAGAUGAACGCAGCCAUUCGCUGUCCUCGGUCCAGUAAUUCUCUCUCCCUAGCUGGAAGAGUUAGGCACCAAUUUUUGUUCAUUUUCUAUUUUUUAAUAUCAGUGUAAGUGUUUAAAAUAUUUUUUAAAUAAGCCUUUGAAUGUUUCUGUAUUUAAAGAAUGAAAAAGUUCAAUCGUUGUUAAGUCUUUAUAAUGAGGCCAAAAAACUGACUGACUUGGUGGACACACUUCAGAUGAUUCCACAUCUAAUGUUUAGAGUCUUUGGUUUGUGUUUUCUUUCAUGCUGUGUCGAAGCACUUAAAUCGACAUCGUCGUAUGUCUGGAUCAGCAGGUCUGCAGGUUUACAGUCCAACUAAACGCUGCAUGAGCUGGUUGACCAACCUUCAAACCUGCACACGGGGGAACUAAUCAAAGCAUCAGCUGAUGCACUGUGUGGUUGAAAUGAAAACCUGCAUGCUUUGAGUCAUGACAGCACAUGAUUGAGAGAAGUUCUGGGCAGCAUAUUGAAAUGUGCUCAUAUUGACAGAAGCAUUUUGUAAUUCCGUAUUGCUGGAAGAGAUGCUGGUUGCUCUUUGAGCUUCACUAAAGGAACAUCAAGACCUUUUUGUUUGUCAUUGUUUUGUUUUUAUUUGUUGUUUUUUUCCCUCCUUUUUUGUCCAUUUCUCAAAUCUUGGAAGACACGUUGUCUUGUUUAAGUAUACAUUACAUAAAAUAUAUAUAUUAAAAGUU